Radiomyces spectabilis is the source of this 1466-nucleotide messenger RNA. RefSeq names its product Metallo-dependent phosphatase. Lineage: Eukaryota; Fungi; Mucoromycota; Mucoromycetes; Mucorales; Radiomycetaceae. Bases 226 to 1203 code for a protein of 325 amino acids. The transcript has 7 exons. Gene Ontology annotation, cellular component: nucleus; cytoplasm. The record is from RefSeq and is a predicted model, not a curated record. Gene Ontology annotation, molecular function: protein serine/threonine phosphatase activity.
AAAAAAAAAAAAAAAAGAAAAAAAAGGAAAGAUUCUUUUCAGUUGCAAGAACUCGAUCAUCCUUUUUCCUUUUUUCUUCUUUCUCUUUGUCUGCUCCAUCUGACAUUGUUGGCCGCCAUCUUUAAGAAGCCGAAAUAUUAGAUCAGAGUUUUCGCCUUUCUCAAAUACACAACUACUGUAAGCAAUUCGCUAUCGAACCUGACCGUGGGACCCAAAGCGAUAAAUAUGAACGACACGUUGGAAGUAAAGGACGUCGACUCGAUUAUUGAGCGAUUAUUGGAAGUUCGCGGUAGUCGCCCCGGAAAGCAGGUCCAACUAUCCGAAAACGAGAUUCGAUUUCUGUGCAUCAAGGCUCGAGAAAUUUUCAUCAGCCAGCCUAUUUUGUUGGAUCUGGAAGCACCAUUAAAGAUUUGUGGCGAUAUUCACGGUCAAUAUUACGAUUUGCUUCGUCUAUUUGAAUACGGUGGUUUCCCUCCCGAGUCCAACUACCUAUUCUUGGGUGACUAUGUCGAUCGUGGAAAGCAAUCCCUCGAAACCAUCUGCCUGCUGUUGGCAUACAAAAUCAAAUAUCCCGAAAACUUCUUCAUUCUGCGAGGCAAUCAUGAAUGCGCCAGUAUUAACCGUAUCUACGGCUUUUACGAUGAAUGCAAACGUCGCUAUAAUAUCAAGCUGUGGAAGACCUUUACGGACUGCUUCAACUGUUUACCGAUUGCGGCUGUGAUUGACGAAAAAAUUUUCUGUAUGCACGGCGGCCUUUCUCCAGAUUUACAAAGCAUGGACCAGAUUCGUCGAGUCAUGCGACCGACCGAUGUGCCAGACACAGGCUUACUGUGCGAUUUACUAUGGGCCGAUCCUGACAAGGAUAUUUCAGGAUGGAAUGAAAAUGAUCGUGGUGUAUCAUUCACCUUUGGACCCGACAUUGUGAGCAAAUUCUUGCAAAAGCAAGAUAUGGAUCUUAUUUGUCGUGCCCAUCAAGUCGUUGAAGAUGGUUAUGAAUUCUUCGCCAAACGACAACUGGUGACCCUGUUCUCAGCACCCAACUAUUGUGGCGAGUUUGACAAUGCUGGUGCUAUGAUGAGCGUCGAUGAAUCUUUGCUUUGUUCAUUCCAGAUUUUGAAACCCGCAGAGAAAAGGGCCAAAAAUACCUACAACGGAAAUGCCAGGGGAGGACGAGGCAAGAAGAAUGCGUCCAAGGUCAUGUAAAAAAAAAAAAAAAAUAAAAUAAGAUAAAAGAAGAAGAGGUGUUAUUUUUUCCCCAAGGAAUUGCAAGAAGAAUGAAGUUGUCAAGAUUCAUCAGAAGAAAGAAGAAGAAGCAGAAAUUUCAGAUACAAAAACUUGGUUAUCCUUGUCCUCCGACCUCACGCCAUCCUCGUCCAUAUGAUACAUUGCCCUUGACUUCUCCCCAUCUUAUCCGUUUUUGUUUUUAUGUAUUUACGCAAGAAUAUCGCUGCCUUCCGUUCUUUUUU